Molecule: messenger RNA, 1713 nt
Organism: Pseudovirgaria hyperparasitica
Lineage: Eukaryota; Fungi; Ascomycota; Dothideomycetes; Acrospermales; Acrospermaceae
Product: FAD dependent oxidoreductase
Exons: 2
Coding region: 181-1713 (510 amino acids)
Molecular function (GO): flavin adenine dinucleotide binding; L-pipecolate oxidase activity; sarcosine oxidase activity
Source: RefSeq, a predicted model, not a curated record
GGUCUGACCUAUUCGGCGCGCCAACUGAGCCGUCGCACCAAAUCAAUCUUUUGGAGGUUGUUCUUACUUUUGACCUCAGGUGACCUUUUUCAUCCGUCUUUUCCUUUUUCUUCGUUGCUGCAUAGUCUGUCUGUCUCGUUUUCUCUUCCACUGCUUGGCUACAUACACGUCGGGCGCAUAAUGGCGACCAGCACAAGCUCUCCUCCGAUUCCGGCCUCGAUCCUUAUCGUCGGAUCCGGCGUUUUUGGACUUUCCACUGCAUAUGCCCUUGCGACGGAUCCGGACUUCAAGGAUACAGAAAUCACGGUCGUUGAUCGCCAGGAAUUUCCUGCUGCAGAUGCUUCAAGUAUCGACACCUCUCGCAUCAUCCGCGCCGACUACGCCGACCCCGCCUACGCUGCUCUCGCCUUCGAAGCGCAAUCCCACUGGCGCGGCACCUGGGGCCUUGACGGCCGGUACACCGAGACAGGCCUUUGCGUCGUAGCUGAGCCCGGCUCCGAUGCCUAUGUGCGCAGCAGCCUCUCCAACGUCCGCUCCCUCCUGGCCCAAUACGGCGACCCUCGAACCGACAAAUCGCUUCCCCCGGUCGAGGAGCUCAACUCCCAGGAUGCCAUCAGGAAGGUCAUGGGCAAAGGCCCAGUGAGCGGAAGCACGGGGUACUUGAACCGCAUGAGCGGCUGGGCCGACGCGGAGGCCAGCAUGCGCUAUCUGGGCGCCCUGGUGCGCGCAACGCAAAGAGUCACCUUCGUCCAGGGCACCGUCGACAACCUCCUCUUCACUCCCUCACCAUCACCCUCCGCAUCCGCACCCAGCUCCGUCGCCGGCGUCCGCCUCAGCACAUCCACCACCACCCUGACCGCCGACCUGACCAUCCUCGCCUGCGGCGCCUGGACAUCCGCCCUCCUCGACACCCGCGGCAUCGCCCGCGCCACGGGCCAGAUCGUCGCGUACGUGCCCCUGUCACAGCACGAAACGAGCACUCUGCACUCCUGUCCUACCCUGCUCAAUCUCGACAACGGCAUGUUCAUCAUCCCGCCCAGCAGCGCCCAUUCCACGCUCAAAGUCGCCCGCCACGGCCACGGCUACGUGAAUCCGUCCCGUAUCCCGCACCCCGAAGCCGCUGCUCGGCCCGGUCAUCGGCAGGAGACUAUCACAACCAGUCUGCCGCGCACACAUCUCACCUCCCCGCCUCAACUCGGGCUCCCGCGCGAAGCGAACCACGCUCUGAGAUCAUUCCUGCAAUCCUCCCUCGCUCUAUUAUCCGUGCCGUCGACCUCACCCUCGAGUCCAACCCCACAAGACCCCUUCUCCCCAUCCUUCCCCUCCUCCCCCUCUUCCACCCCUGCGCCCCCACCCAUCGCCGCCCGCGCAUUCAGCCAGACCCGUCUGUGCUGGUACACCGACACGCCGACGGGCGACUUCAUAAUCGACUACCACCCGGCGUACGCCUCGUCGCUCUUCGUCGCUACGGGCGGCAGCGGCCACGCGUUCAAGUUCUUGCCUGUUAUUGGGGAGAAGAUUGUGUUGUGUGUUAAGGGGCGGAGGGGGGAUGUUGCGGCGGCUGGGGUGGGUGGGGUGUUUGAUGGGAAGUGGAGGUGGAGGGGGGAGAGGGUGGAGGAGGAGGGGUUUGAGGGGGAUGGGAGUAGGGGUGGGGAGAGGGGGAUGGUGCUUGGGGUGGAGAUGGGGAGGGAGGGGAGGGGGUGGAGGCUUUAG